Eurypyga helias (sunbittern) is the source of this 1552-nucleotide messenger RNA. It is a transcript of the gene AGK, whose product is annotated as acylglycerol kinase. Gene Ontology annotation, molecular function: acylglycerol kinase activity; ATP-dependent diacylglycerol kinase activity; ceramide kinase activity. Gene Ontology annotation, biological process: ceramide biosynthetic process; protein insertion into mitochondrial inner membrane. The annotation marks the transcript as partial. The record is from RefSeq and is a predicted model, not a curated record. NCBI's taxonomy places the organism in Eukaryota, Metazoa, Chordata, Aves, Eurypygiformes, Eurypygidae. The transcript is spliced from 15 exons. Gene Ontology annotation, cellular component: mitochondrion; TIM22 mitochondrial import inner membrane insertion complex.
GGCAAGCUGAAGGAGUUUGUAGGUUUUAGCAAGGGGGGCAGUGUCUGGUAUCUGGAGGACAGCGAUAACCUGCUACGAAGAGCUGCGUGCCAGGAAGCCCAGGCUUUUGGCAACCAGCUGCUCCCUUCCAGUAUGCCACUGAAGAAAGCAACAGUGUUCCUCAACCCAGCAGCUUGCAAAGGCAAAGCCAGUAACCUUUUUGAAAAGAAUGCUGCUCCAAUUUUGCACUUAUCUGGCUUGGAUGUAACUGUGGUUAAGACUGAUUAUGAGGGACAAGCGAAAAAGCUGCUGGAACUGAUGGAAAACACAGAUCUGAUCAUUAUCGCAGGAGGAGAUGGCACAGUACAAGAGGUGAUAACCGGACUUCUGCGCAGAGCAGAUGAGGCUGUCUUCAGUAAGAUUCCUAUAGGAUUCAUACCUCUUGGGAAGACCUGCACUCUGAGCCACACGCUCUACCCUGAAAGCACGAACCAAGUCCAACAUAUUACUAAUGCUACAUUGGCCAUUUUGAAAGGAGAGACGGUUCCACUUGACGUCUUGCAGAUCAAGGGAGAAAAGGAACAGCCUGUGUUUGCAGUGACUGGUUUAAGAUGGGGAUCUUACAGAGAUGCAGGAGUUAAAGUUAGCAAGUACUGGUACCUUGGGCCUCUGAAAACCAAAGCAGCUCACUUUUUCAGUACGUUUAAGGAAUGGCCUCAGAAACAUCAAGCUGCUCUCACGUAUCUGGGUCCAACUGAGAGACCUCCAGAAGAGCCGGAGGAGAAACCGUCCAGACCUCCUUUGUAUGUGAGGCUUUACAGGCGACUGCGGUUAUACUGGUCAUCCCCUCCAAAAGAAAUCCCCCAGGAGGUAGCCCCAGAGGACUGGGAAGAGCUGAAGCUAUCCGCCAUUGAGCUUUCCAUUGCAACUCGGAACAGGCAGCUUGAUCUGACACGCAUGGAAGACUUCAUGGAUAUCUGCAUUGAAGCAGAUACGGUCAGCAAAGGACAGUUUGUAAACAGAGGGAGUCAAAAGAUGCGUGAUCCGCAUACGUGCCCUGAAGGGAGUCAGUGCAUCCAAGCCAGCAGAUGCCUCUUGCAACUUCCAGAGGGCACUGAGGGAUCCUUUGGCAUUGAUAACGAGGAGUAUGAAGCUAUGCCUGUGGAGGUGAAGCUCUUGCCCCGGAAACUCCGGUUCUUCUGUGAUCCCAGAGUGAGAGAGCAGAUGAUGCUCGCAGCAGCGCAGUGAGAAUUCUUGUCAAAGGGGCCAUUGUUUACCAGUCCUACCAGGGUCUCUUCCAGGCACGUGAGGCCUCACCAACUUGAGUAACCCCACCAGACUAAUAAGCCGUUUGGCUGUUUUUAUGCGUACGGCACUUCCAUUGGAAGUGGCUGACUUGGCUAGUCUCAAAGGGGUUAAAAAUGCAAGUGAAUGUUCUGAUAAAUGCAUGUUAACUUGAUGGCAUCUUUUUUAUUUUCCCCAAAGAAGUCAUCACUGUUCCAUUUACAGCACUGCAGGCUGAGUGCUGUGUGCCAGAUGUUACUGCUUUAAUGCAAUUGUAUAUUAAAGGAAA